AUGCCUCACUCCAAGACUCCCGGUGGCGCUGGCAUGUCCGACAAGGAAGCCAAGAAGCAAGCUCAGAGUGCGUUUUGCUUGACCUUGUACUCAACUCUCGAACUCAUACUGACCCAAACCACAGUGCACGGUGAUGGUGCCUCCAACGCUGCUGGCCACACCGAAGGCAAGGCUCCUGGCGAAGCCCCCGUCGCUUCCGACUCUGGCGUCACCAACGUUGGCAUCGACAAUGGCAGCAACCAGCCCGGAGAGAAGGGCAUCAAGGGCGUUCCCGUCUCGACCGAGAGCACCACCAAUGCCAACAUGAAGUAA
Aureobasidium vineae is the source of this 312-nucleotide messenger RNA. Lineage: Eukaryota; Fungi; Ascomycota; Dothideomycetes; Dothideales; Saccotheciaceae. The record is from the annotation of a GenBank genome assembly.